Molecule: messenger RNA, 1446 nt
Organism: Alternaria alternata
Lineage: Eukaryota; Fungi; Ascomycota; Dothideomycetes; Pleosporales; Pleosporaceae
Product: amidohydrolase
Exons: 3
Coding region: 1-1446 (481 amino acids)
Cellular component (GO): cytosol
Molecular function (GO): deaminase activity
Source: RefSeq, a predicted model, not a curated record
AUGAAGCAGCAAAUACUUCGACUCCUCCAUCUGUUCGCUGCAUUUUCUCUUUCUCACAGCGAGUCUGUACUCUUCGAGAAUGGCACCAUUAUAUCUUUCAAUGAAACGAGCGGUUCCGUAGAAAUACUACGCGACCACUCUCUCCUAGUUGUCAACGAUACCAUUAGCGCAAUCUUCCCUACGAACUCAACAAGCUCAAUUCCAGCGGAAACUACUCGAAUCUCGGUUGAAGGAGACAUACUGUCCCCUGGCCAUGUCGACACUCAUCGCCACGUUUGGCAAACCGCUCACCGCUCUAUCGGUGGUACUGAGCUGGUCGGACUCUGCGAAGCUGUCAAUGCAGGAGUUACAACUGUCGUGGAUCAUGCAUCCGGAUCUUUCACGAGUGACAUUGUCAAUGCAUACAUCCAGGCUACCAAGGACAGUGGUAUCAGGAGCAUCUUCGCAUACAACUUGGGAGGCUACGAUACCGUAUCUUUCGACGAACAGGUUGAGCAUUUUAAAACAUUGAUGACGGAUAAGACUCUGACUGGGAGUACUGUCAGUCUUGGUAUCUCGUAUGAAAGAUGGACUUUUGGUAUAGAAUCGGAAAUACAAGCCAUUUCUGCGUUGAUGGGUGAGGUUGACAUUGCUGUGCUCGAGACGCAUGCGGUUGGCGGUGUAUACGCAACAGAAAACAACCCGUCUGUACUGUCACAGAUACAACUGGCCAACGGAACGCACCUUCUGAAUACUACGGUGCCCGUCGUGUUCGUACACGGCACAUCCCUCACGGCCACAGAUUUGACGUUAUUGCGCACCUACAAUCAUUACAUGGCGUAUGCUCCGGAGUUUGAAAUGUCGCACUCCCGAGAGGUGGGCCAACAGCAUCUCGCCAUGGACCAAGCAUCCCUCAGUGUAGGCACACAUUAUACAAACAGCGGCGAUAUGAUCACCCAAGCAAGGAUCUGGCUCCAGAAUGUUCGCGAGCGUUUGAUGACUCACCUUACCACCGAGGAAGGAAUUGUGGCAAAACGCAAUCCGAUGUCUACCAAUCAUGGCUUUUUGCUGGCCACAAGGUCCGGAGCUCAAGCUAUACGACGCGAUGAUCUUGGUGUGUUGCGUGUUGGGGCCAAGGCAGACAUUGUAGUAUACGAUGGAAAGGCGCCGGGAAUGCUGGGUUGGAGCAAUCCUGUCACUGCUGUUCUCUUGCACUCCCACGUAGGACAUGUCAAACAUGUCCUUGUCAACGGAAAGAUUUGGAAAAGAGAUGGCCGGAUUGUGCACCAAGGGUGUCUGAGCACCAAUACAAGCAAUAUUGAAGAAGGGUUCCUCAAGGCUGCCAAAACGGUCCAGCAAUUCUGGAAUGAGAAUCCAGUGUCACUGGAAGGUGCAUUUCUGACGGGUUACAGUUAUGGUGGAAGGGAUGAUAUGGACGUUGUUCGAGGCCCAGCGACUGGGUAUUGA